AGAAGCCUGGAGAACUACACAGCCUUUCAAGACAGUAGCAUUUGAAAGCGGAGUGUAAAACGAAAACAAAAGUGGGAGCCCAACUCAGGAGUCAUUUGAUUUUCCUCCCUGCACCCAAGACUGCUUGCUUCUCUGCCGGCUGAAAACAGGUCAGAGCCAUGGCUUUGGAGCAGAAUCAGUCUACGGACUACUACUACGAGGAAAAUGAAAUGAACAGCACUCAUGACUACAGUCAGUAUGAAAUGAUCUGCAUAAAAGAAGAGGUCAGAAAUUUUGCAAAAGUUUUCCUCCCUGCCUUCUUUGCAGUCGCUUUCAUCAUUGGACUUGCAGGCAACUCCGUGGUGGUGGCAAUUUACGCCUAUUACAAGAAACAGAGAACCAAGACAGAUGUGUACAUCCUGAAUUUGGCUGUGGCUGACUUACUCCUUCUAUUCACUCUGCCUUUCUGGGCAGUUAAUGCAGUUCACGGGUGGGUCCUAGGGAAAAUGAUGUGCAAAAUUACUUCAGCCUUGUAUACAAUAAAUUUUGUCUCAGGAAUGCAGUUCCUGGCUUGUAUCAGCGUAGAUAGAUACUGGGCAGUAACUAAGGCCCCCAGCCAGUCAAGAGUGGGCAAACCUUGCUGGAUCAUUUGUUCCUGUGUCUGGGUGGCUGCCAUCUUGCUGAGUGUCCCCCAGCUGGUUUUUAAUACAGUCAAUGACAACAGCAGGUGCAUCCCCAUCUUUCCCCCGCACCUAGGAACAUCAAUGAAAGCAUCCAUUCAAAUGCUGGAAAUCUGCAUCGGAUUUGUGGUUCCUUUUCUUAUUAUGGGGGUGUGCUACUUUAUUACUGCAAGGACACUCCUGAAGAUGCCCAACAUUAAAAAAUCUCGAGCCCUCAAAGUUCUGCUCACAGUGGUGAUGGUUUUCAUUGCCACUCAGCUGCCGUACAACAUCGUCAAGUUCUGCCAGGCCAUAGACAUCAUCUACACCCUGAUCACUGACUGCAGCAUGAGCAAACGCAUGGACGUGGCCAUCCAAGUCACAGAGAGCAUCGCACUCUUCCACAGCUGCCUCAACCCAAUCCUCUACGUCUUCAUGGGAGCUUCUUUUAAAAACUACAUUAUGAAAGUGGCCAAGAAAUACGGAUCCUGGAGAAGACGGAGACAAAAUGUGGAGGAGAUUCCUUUCGAUUCAGAGGGUCCUACAGAGCCAACAAGUUCUUUUACCAUUUAAACCUAAAAUCGCUCUGUCAUUGCUUGGAUGCACAUGAAUGAUGCUUCUUCAGCUGAAACAUUUGCAUGUUCUAAAGCUCAGAUAUCAAACACUAUUUCUGUGUUUAUCACAGAGAAGCAGCUCUCGGGAGGGAGGGAGGGAGGGGACAAGUCAAGAAGUGGGAACAAUAAACAUAAAACAUGAAAAUUAACAAUAUAGGAAAGUACUAGUAACAGGCAUAAAUUAGAGCACUAGGUUAUGAAGAGGGAGAUCUUGGUGGAUGAAGGGAUAAUUUUGUAUCUUGAUUACAGCAUUGUUUACACAAAUCCACGCAAUGUACAUAAUGUCACAGGUUUCUACAAACACACUGUACCAAGUGCAACCCGGAGUUGUUUUGUACUAUCUUUAUAACGCCUCAUGACUAUAAUAAUUUCAAAAUAAAUUAAUUAUUUUUAAAUGUGCUAUUGGGUAGGCAAUCUAAAACCUACUC
This is a messenger RNA of Octodon degus (degu), 1680 nucleotides long. RefSeq names its product atypical chemokine receptor 4 (gene Ackr4). The transcript has 3 exons. The record is from RefSeq and is a predicted model, not a curated record. Gene Ontology annotation, cellular component: membrane. Bases 159 to 1211 code for a protein of 350 amino acids. Gene Ontology annotation, biological process: chemotaxis; G protein-coupled receptor signaling pathway; immune response. Gene Ontology annotation, molecular function: chemokine binding; chemokine receptor activity; scavenger receptor activity. NCBI's taxonomy places the organism in Eukaryota, Metazoa, Chordata, Mammalia, Rodentia, Octodontidae.